Messenger RNA from Funneliformis caledonium, 248 nucleotides. The record is from the annotation of a GenBank genome assembly. Lineage: Eukaryota; Fungi; Glomeromycota; Glomeromycetes; Glomerales; Glomeraceae.
UUGAAAAAUCGUUGGCAGGUUUAUCAGAACGCCAAAUCGCUAGACAUUUAGGAAUUAGCAAAUCUACUGUACAUCGCGUUUAUUAUUUUUUUAAAAAAUACGGAUGUGUAAAAAAUAUUUUAACUUUGCGUGAAAGACCAAGAAUUUUUGGAAAUGAUGAUAUGAAAUAUCUUGAAGUACUUCUUAAAGAAAAAGUAGAUUGGUAUAUUUGGGAAUUGCAAUCUCAAAUGGAACUUUGGUUAGAAUGA